This is a messenger RNA of Ipomoea nil (Japanese morning glory), 1938 nucleotides long. RefSeq names its product AAA-ATPase At3g50940-like. The record is from RefSeq and is a predicted model, not a curated record. Bases 140 to 1612 code for a protein of 490 amino acids. The transcript has 2 exons. Gene Ontology annotation, molecular function: ATP binding; ATP hydrolysis activity. Lineage: Eukaryota; Viridiplantae; Streptophyta; Magnoliopsida; Solanales; Convolvulaceae.
UUCCAAUAAGCUUCUGAUGAAAGCUUAAAACUUGCAUUGGCUCCUAUAAAAGCCCCCCCAGAAUGUCAUAUAUGCAACAAAAAACAGACCAUAAAAGCCUCUUCUUUCUUCUCCCCAAAAAAGCAAGAGUCUUGACAAAAUGUUUUCUCUUGCAGAUAUGCCCUCAACAGCUUCAGUUUUAUCAGCCUACACCGCUUUCACAGCCUUCGCGGUCCUAAUGAGGACCGUGUUGAGCGAGCUGCAAGCCAUGGCCAACCAGCUCGUGCCCGGGGGGAUCCGGGACAAGGUGUUGUCAAAACUUGGAGGCCUAUUCUACUGCAACUUCACUUCCCAAGUGAGUUUGGUGAUUGAUGAGUACAAUAAUGGGCUUACCCAAAACGAAAUAUUCGAGGCUUCUGAGGUUUAUCUGGGCACAAAGCUCAGCCCCUCAGCAGAUAGGCUCAAGAUCUCAAAGGCACCAGAGGAGAAGGCCCUCUCAUUCAUCAUCACCAAAGGGGAGAAAAUCAUUGAUACAUUUCAAGGCAUGGAGUUCAUCUGGGAACUGAAAGUCUUUGAAUCUCAGAAUCCUUCCUCAGAAACUAUGGAGCAUAGAUCAUUUGAGCUUAGCUUCAACAAGAAAUUUAGAGAAAUGGUGUUCAAAUCAUACAUACCAUUUGUGCUGGAGAGAUCAAAGGCCAUAAAAGAAGAGAAGAAAACCAUAAAGCUCCACUCUCUGGGGAACUGGAAUGCAAGUGUUAACCUUGAACACCCAUCCACCUUUGAGACCCUAGCAAUAGAUGGGGAGCUGAAGAAGGAAGUGAUUGAAGAUUUGGAGAGAUUCGUUAGGCGAAAAGAUUACUAUAGGAGAGUUGGGAAGGCAUGGAAAAGAGGGUAUUUGUUGUAUGGACCUCCAGGGACAGGUAAAUCCAGCCUGAUAGCAGCCAUGGCCAAUUACUUGAAAUUUGACAUCUAUGACUUGGAUCUUGCCAGCCUAUAUAGCAACAUGGACCUCCAAAGCAUACUAGCCACAACCAAGAACAGAUCCAUUCUAGUGAUUGAGGAUAUUGAUUGCAGCAUUGAAUUGCAGAACAGGAAUCUUGAAAACACUCACAACCAGGGUGAUCAAAGUCAGCUAACUCUAUCCGGAUUGCUGAAUUUCAUUGAUGGACUAUGGUCAUGCUGUGGCGACGAGAGGAUCAUCGUGUUCACAACAAACUACAAGGACAGAUUGGACCCUGCACUACUCAGGCCAGGAAGAAUGGACAUGCACAUCCACAUGUCCUACUGCACUCCCACUGGAUUCCGGGUUCUUGCAUCAAACUACCAUGGCCUCAAAGAUCACUGCAGCUUCAUUCAGAUUGACAAACUUUUGGAAGAGGUGGAGGUGACACCCGCAGAGAUUGCAGAAGAGCUGAUGAAGAGUGAAGAGGCAGAUGUUGCCCUUGAAGGGCUCAUCAAGUUUAUGCAGAAGAAGAAGAAGAAAACUGCAGAGGGUGAUGAUGAGGGGAAGAAGGUGGGAAGGGGUAUUGGAAUCUGCAGUGAGGAAAUCAAAACAGUAGCUCAGAAGAGAGUGGUGAAAACAAGAGGAAGAAGAGGAGGAAGAGGAGGAGGAAGGUUAAGAAACAACUUUUAAUUAAGGUUAGGUGGGCUGCACAAAAUUGUGCUGUGCUGAGAUGGAGGGAGGACAUAAGUGGACUACUUGAUGAAGGAGGGGGGGCAAGGCUGGCACAAGGCCAGUAGCAGUAAUUUUGUCCAAAUGUCCCCAAGAUUUUGGAAACGAGUAAAUUGCAAGAUGUGUUUUUAAGUGACAAACGAAUCUUGUUUACCUUGCAUUCUUGUACAUGUUCGCAGAUCAAAACUAUCAAUUUAUUUUAGAUUGCUGAUGAGUUGAGUUGUACUACAUGCACAUGGAGGACAUUUAUUCAUAUAUUUAAUCCAUAUAUUAUUUAAAAUGAUUAA